AUGUUUCGCUUUCGACCACAACCUGCAGCUUCGCCUCUUUGCACUCUAGUACCGCGUUAUAUCCUCUUACACGCAAGAAGAUAUUCCGUAAAAGCACCCCCAAACCCCGAUGAUGUCAACUAUCCGCUCCUAAACCGACUAUACAACGAGUACCUCGAAUAUGCAGUCGGUCCGGAGCGAAAUGUGUAUAAACUCAAGGCGUUUAGCCAGGCCAUGAAGGCGAUAGCAAGCAAGUCCUCCCGAAUUCAGAGCCUAGAGGACGUCGCAGAGCUUCCAGGUAUUGGAACCGGCAUUCGGCGACGAAUUGAAGAGUAUCUCCUCUCAGAGGCGGAGGGUGGAUCCAAUGAUAUUACCUCUAAAAAGUCGGCUAACCAGAAAGAGAUGCUUGAGGCAUGCAAAGUUUUCCAACGAAUAUCUGGAAUCGGGCCCAAGAAGGCACGCGUACUAGCGGAACAAGGGUUUCGAAGUCUUGACGACCUGCUCAACGACAAGAAGACCUUUGAGCGCUUACCGAAAGCGAUCCAAACGGGCCUUCGCUAUAACUCAAAAAUAGACCAACGUAUUCAACGUGAUCAGAUCGAUACUCUGUCGACCCGCAUCAUCAAGGCCCUCCCCGAAUUCGAGGUAUAUGUCACAGGAAGCUACCGUCGGGGAGCCCCGAGCUCGUCUGACAUUGACAUACUCCUCUUCCAUCCAAGCAUGGUCGAGGCACGUCUACGGAGUGUAAAGGCUCCAACAAAAGCGCAAUCAGAGAAGGCGAUGAAAGAAUCUGCUCUACUCAAAAGUGCAGUUCCUGCGCUGGUCAAAGCCAAGAUUCUCGGAGAACCAUUGACCGUAGGACCCGCCAAGUGGCAAGGACUGGCAAACCUACAGGGUACAGAAGGAAGACUGGGACGCAUAGAUCUCAAUCUCAUGCCUCUGCAAAGCCGAGGAGCGGCGCUCGUGGGCCAUACUGGUGAUGCAGAUUUUAAUCAGUACCUUCGAAACAAAGCGCUCAAAAUGCUCAUGCGCCUCAAUGACUAUGGGCUAUGGAAGCGGCCUGAGCUUUGGCGGAUGAACGAAAAGACGGAUACAAAGGAUGACGACGAGUGGGAGCUUGUUCCAACCGAGACCGAGAAGGAUGUUUUCGAUGCUCUAGGUGAAGGCUGGGUCGAACCGGAGAAGAGAAAUUUCGCAAAUAUUGCCCCGAAACGAAGGAAGUAA
Serendipita indica DSM 11827 is the source of this 1203-nucleotide messenger RNA. The record is from the annotation of a GenBank genome assembly. Lineage: Eukaryota; Fungi; Basidiomycota; Agaricomycetes; Sebacinales; Serendipitaceae.